AUGUGGGUGAACGUUAUAUUUAUUGUUUUUCUUAACACGAAGUGUUUGGUCGACACUUUACCUUUUAAGGAUGGCCAUAUUAAUACAGAGGAGAAAUGGCGCUCUAUGGAGAAUUUCAGACUACAUGCUUUUAGUCCACGAUUCAAAAGUGGUCCACAAGAUAUACCACCAGCUCCUGUUUUAAAAUUGCCAAAGUCAGUACGGAUUUCGGCUUCUCAACUCCACAAAGAGCUUUUCACUCCAGAGGUGGGCAUAAGGCCGGUGUCUGAACUCGUCAAAUCAAUACUACUGCCCGGGAAUCCUCCUCCGAAACCGCCUCCAUCUACUGCUGAAAGAAAAGUGCAGGUGUUGUGCUUCUUGGACCGAAUGUAUGUGAGAAUCCUCAGGAGUGUUUUCUCCAGCCCCAAAGCAUCGGAACACCUCAAGAUGGGAAGCUGCCCUGUCAAUAAAGUCACAACAACUCACUACUAUUUUACAUCACCUCUGACAGGGUGUGACGUAAGACGAAGGGAGGAUGAUAAUAGGGUGAUCUACUCUAAUACACUUUGCUAUAAACCACCCGUCAAUGGGCCGGUCGUUUGGGAGCUGCCGUUUUCCGUGCCGGUUCACUGUCGCUACACUAAGUUCCAUCGCUCUUAUCAAGUUGGUUUCUUGCCCAAGAUUGGGAGUAAAACCUUGUAUAGAGGCCUACAAACUAGAGGAGGGGUUACACUUACUGCAAUGGAUGCAUCUUGGAACGUGAUUCCUGCUAGUCAGAGUUUUCUUAUUGGCCAACCUAUAUGCUUUGAAGCCCAAGGCCCCAAAAGUGGUAAAAAUGAGAGGCUGUAUCUGAACCGCUGUAUUGUCACUUCCUCUGAAAAACCAGUGGACAAAUAUGUUGUGGUUGCAAAUUAUGGAUGCCUGGUGAACAGCAAGAACAAUAGUCUGACCAAGUUCUACACCACUGCUGACAAAACUACUGUGAGACUGUGCUUUCCAGCCUUUAUAUUUACAGAUGCGAUGCCACCUUAUUUCAAUGAGUCCUGUAAUCAGUCAGAGGACGACCAGUCAGACCGCGACCAGUCCAGCCAAGGCCGCAAGCCACACGGCCAGUCAGGCCAGUCUGACUGGUCGUCGUCUGACCGCGACCAGUCAGGCCAAGGCCGCAAGCCAUACGACCAGUCAGGCCAAGGCCGCAAGCCACACGGCCAGUCAGACGACGACCAGUCAGACCGCGACCAGUCCAGCCAAGGCCGCGAGCCACACGACCAGUCAGACGAUGACCAGUCAGACGACGACCAGUCCAGCCAAGGCCAAGACCUUGACCAGUUAGACCACGACCAGUCCAGCCAAGGCCGCAAGCCACACAGCCAGUCUGACCGCAACCACCAAGGCCGCAAGCCACACGACCAGUCAGACGAUGGCCAGUCAGACCGCGACCAGUCCAGCCAAGGCCGCAAGCCACACGACCAGUCAGACGAUGGCCAGUCCAGCCAAGGCCGCAAGCCACACGGUCAGUCAGACCAAGGCCGCAAGCCACACGGUCAGUCAGACCAAGGCCGCAAGCCACACGGCCAGUCAGACCGCGACCAGUCAGACCGCGACGACGACCAGUCCAGCCAAGGCGCCAAGACCGCAAGCCACACGGCCAGUCAGGCCAGUCAGGCCAGUCAGACGACGACCAGUCAGACCGCGACCAGUCCAGCCAAGGCCGCAAGCCACACGGCCAGUCAGGCCAGUCAGAUGACGGCCAGUCAGACCGCGACCAGUCCAGCCAAGGCCGCAAGCCACACGGCCAGUCAGGCCAGUCAGAUGACGACCAAUCAGACCGCGACCAGUCCAGCCAAGGCCUCAAUGUUUCUGCAUUGUGAGUUUGACCUGGGACCAGAAACUCCUACAGCUGGUGCAAAGUCAUGCAUGUUCAACACUCAAACCAAUAAGUGGACUGAGCUGUAUGAUGACCCCUCUGUCUGUGACUGCUGUGAAUCAACAUGUCAUUCCCCUCAUAGAAAUUCUGCUAACAAUCGCUACAAGUCUAUGACCACCAGUAAGUCUUGGGAAGUGAAAUUUUGGAAGGAAGCCUUUGCAACCCAUUCAUCACCACAUUCCCUGCCAGAGUUUAGUUUAGCUGUUGAGAAUGAUGACGAAUUGUUCUGGGAUUUGGAUGACUACUAG
Molecule: messenger RNA, 2154 nt
Organism: Xyrauchen texanus (razorback sucker)
Lineage: Eukaryota; Metazoa; Chordata; Actinopteri; Cypriniformes; Catostomidae
Exons: 11
Coding region: 1-2154 (717 amino acids)
Biological process (GO): egg coat formation; positive regulation of acrosome reaction; binding of sperm to zona pellucida
Cellular component (GO): extracellular matrix
Molecular function (GO): acrosin binding
Source: RefSeq, a predicted model, not a curated record